This is a messenger RNA of Mesocestoides corti, 2268 nucleotides long. NCBI's taxonomy places the organism in Eukaryota, Metazoa, Platyhelminthes, Cestoda, Cyclophyllidea, Mesocestoididae. The record is from the annotation of a GenBank genome assembly.
AUGUCUACUCAAUUUAGUGAUGGGCCUGCAUUUACCAGGGGAGACAAUCUCGGACCCUCAUCAGGCACAUUUAUCUCCCGCUUGAGUCCUAUCACAGGCAUGAUUCAGUGGGACCUCGUUAGUAACGAUUACGACUUUGAGCAGGAAAUUGCUCGAUCAGCAUAUGCAGAUAUGCUUCACGACUACAAUCGAAACCAGCGAUACCAUGAAGCCAUUCGCCAUGUCAUCACCGCAAUGAAAACCAAGGGGCAGGAGGUCCAUGUGCUGGACAUCGGCACGGGGUCUGGUUUGCUUGCCAUGAUGGCGGCACGAGCUGGGGCAGACUCUGUCGUCGCAUGCGAAGCGUUCGCUCCUGUUGCGAAAUGCGCAAGGCGAAUCAUAGCAGCAAAUGGAUUAAAGAAAAAGAUAAAAUUAAUUUGCAAACACUCGACUGCUCUUGAGGUCUCCAAUGACCUUCCUCGCAAGGCAAAUGUUCUUGUUGCUGAACUAUUUGAUACAGAACUAAUAGGAGAAGGUGCCUUGGAGACUUACCGUCAUGCUGCUGAGCACCUUCUUACUCCAGAUGCUAUCCUCAUUCCUUGUAAAGCUAAAAUGUACUUACAGGUGGUUGAGUCUCCUUUUUUGUGGUCACAUAAUCAGAUUAAACCAUUUGGUAGUGGCCCGAUCUUUUCCACAGGAGAAAUGCGUUCAUGCUACGGAUGCCCAGCUGCUUUCGAUUUGCAGGUGUCACGCCUCCAAUUUGUAAAUGAUCAGGUCCCUUCGAAUGACGACAAUCGUGGUGCCGUUCGCUGCCUCCUUGAGGAGCCUAUAAUGUUUCACGAAUUCAAUUUUCCUCCUCCUACUUCGAAUCUGAAGCUUAAUGAGUCCAAACGAAUUGCUGAGGUCGAUGGGAGGAAAAUAGUUGCUCGAUAUAAUGGCACGGCACAUGCCCUAAUCGUCUGGUGGGGCCUUCAGAUGGAACCCUCUAACACUAUUCCAGCCAUCACUACUGCACCGUCUCGUGCGAAUCCCUGUAGCACCACUAAAGAUCCUUGCUCAAGUCCCGUGUGGCGUGAUCACUGGAUGCAAGCUGUCUAUUUCCCUCGUAAACCCCUUAACCUCUCUGCCGGUCAGCCCUUUUGCAUAGAUUUUGCUCAUGACAGCGUCUCUAUGUGGUUCGACAUCCACCCUUUUCCUACCGAAUCUCUUGUGGCUCAAAAUCGUCCUGUCUGUACCUGUCUAGCCCAUAUAACUUGGCCUCGCUCACGUUUUGCUGAACUAAAUGAUUGGCGUUUUCGUGAGAACUUUCUCAAAAAUGUCAAUCACGUGUCUCAGCAGAUCAACGCUCUCGCGUCAGAAUCAAUGGCGGUUGUCGUUCCAUCUGAUGCCUCAGUUCUACCACUCCAAAUUUAUUCCUCGCUACGCUCUAGGAAUUUCAAACUGUUUCACCUUGAUUGUUCGCCGUUAUCUGCGCGCAUAUUGCGCUCAAUUUAUUGUGAGGCUGGGGCUGAUAUCUCCGUCACAGAUAAUGUUGAUGACCUCCUGGUUAUGCUGGAAAAUUUAGCUGAAAAAAUGCCAUCGCCUGUUACAAUAUAUGUGGUUGCAGAACCCUUCGCCCUCGCUGGUGUGCUCCCUUGGAAUUCAAUUCACUUUUGGUAUCUUUUUGGUCGAAUUAGACAGCAACUACCCAAAUACUCCUGCCACUUAGUAGCCCCCACUUUUCUGCGUAUCUGGGCCGUCGCUAUGGAAUUUGAACAUCUCUGGAAGAUUCGUGCACCCGUUGGUGUUGAUUGUGAGGGUUUUGACCUUCGCCUCUUCGAUGACAUGGUUUUAUCAGCUUCGUGUGCUACUGACGCUCCAGUGGAACCGCAGCCACUGUGGGAAUAUGCUGGCAAAGCCCGAUCGGAACAAGCGAUUGUGUUUGAACUGCCCCUAAGUGAUCCGCCGGUUUUCUCACAAACCAGCCCAGCAGCGCCGGGGUCCAUUGGUAAAAUCGCCAGUCGAUCAAUUACUAUUCCGAUUUCUUCCGUGAAGACUAAUGCGGUUGCUCUCUGGACAGAAUGGUUAAUGGGAGAUGGAAAUUGGCAAGCGCCCUCGGGACCAUUUAAGCCAAUCAAGAUCGACCAGGAGGUUGAUUGGUGCAAGGUAGGGCCUCGUCCUGGAGUGUACUUGUUCAGUACAAGUCUACGUGCAAAGCUUCGAUCCCGUGGAGGGGCAUGUUCUUUGAGAGUAAUAAGCGACUUCGACUUUUAUACGGGAGAACCGUCUUUCAGCUUUGACGUUACUUAA